ACUGUCUGUGAUGAUGGUUGGGACAAUGAUGAUGCUGCAGUUGUAUGUAGGCAACUGGGCCUUGGAACAAAUGGUGUUUCAUAUAGCCGUGCCUAUUAUGGUUCUGGUACUGGUCUUAUUGUAAUGGAUGAUGUGCAUUGUGAUGGAACUGAGCAAGCACUUGUCAACUGUCAACAUACUGGUGAUCAUAAUUGCAAUCACAAUGAAGAUGCUGGAGUUAGGUGUAUAGUAAACAGCAUCUCCACAAGUGCAAUCACACCAACUGCAUCUCCUAUCAACAACUGUACUUAUGGUAAUAUUCGUCUUGUUGGUGGAUCUAAUGCUACUGAAGGAAGAGUUGAAGUGUGUAUUAAUGGAGCAUAGGGUACUGUCUGUGAUGAUGACUGGAGUGUUUCUAAUGCUAGAGUUGUAUGUAGGCAACUUGGUUUUGGAUCAAAUGGUACUCCAUAUAGUAAUGCUUAUUAUGGUUCUGGUACUGGUCUUAUUGUAAUGGAUGAUGUACGCUGUGAUGGAACCGAGGAAGCACUUGUCAACUGUCAACAUACUUCUUAUCAUAAUUGUGAUCAUACUGAAGAUGCUGGAGUUAAGUGUAUCAUAAACAGCACCUCUACAAGUGACUGUACUUAUGGUAGCAUUCAUCUUGUUGGGGGAUCUAAUGCUACUGAAGGAAGAGUUGAAGUGUGUAUUAAUGGAGUAUGGGGUACUGUCUGUGAUGAUUUCUGGGGACCUCCUGAUGCUGCAGUUGUUUGUAGGCAGUUAGGAAUUGAUGGAGAUUCUAUUGCUCGUACUAAUGCUUAUUUUGGUGCUGGUACUGGUCCUAUUAACAUGGACAAUGUUCAGUGUACUGGAAAUGAAGGAUUCCUUGUCAACUGUACUUACUUAUCUAUUCAUAACUGUUUCAAUUCUGAAGAUGCUGGUGUUUCUUGUGGCAUACAACCAUCCUGUAAUUAUAGUGACAUUCGUCUUGUUGGUGGAUCUAAUGAUAAUGAAGGAAGAGUUGAAGUUUGCCUAUUUGGAUCAUGGAGUACUGUCUGUGAUGAUUCUUGGGGACCUCCUCAUGCUGCAGUUGUGUGCAGGCAGUUAGGAAUCAAUGGAAGUUCUAUUGCUUAUGCUGAAGCGUAUUUUGGUGCUGGUACUGGUCCUAUUAACAUGGGCAAUGUUCAGUGUACUGGAAAUGAAGAACUCCUCAUCAGCUGCAGAUUUUCAUCAAAUCAUUAUUGCAGUCAUUCUUCUGAUGCUGGUGUUGCUUGUGGUGCAACUCCUCGGUGUAACUACUCAGACAUUCAUCUUGUUGGUGGAUCUAAUGAUAAUGAAGGAAGAGUUGAAGUGUGUAUUAAUGGAGCAUGGGGUACUGUCUGUGAUGAUAGUUGGGACAAUGAUGAUGCUGUUGUUGUGUGCAGCCAAUUAGGAAUUGAUGGAGUUGCUGUUGCUCGUACUAAUGCUUAUUUUGGUGCUGGUACUGGUCCUAUUAACAUGGACAAUGUUCAGUGUACUGGAAAUGAAAGAUUACUUGUCAACUGUACUUACUUAUCUACUCAUGACUGUGGCCAUUCUGAAGAUGCUGGUGUUACUUGUGGUGCCACUCCUCAGUGUAAUGAUACUGAUAUUCGUCUUGCUAAUGGAUCUAAUGAUAAUGAAGGAAGAGUUGAAAUGUGUAUUGAUGAUCGUUGGUUGACACUCUGUAGCUCUACUUGGACGGUCUAUGAAGCUGCUCUUGUUUGCAAACAACUUGGAAUUAAUGGAGUUUCUGUACCUCGCUCUAGCACAUACUUUAGUUCUAGUACUGUUCCUAGUGAUCAUUUAGUACAUCUAUUCUGUGCUGGAAAUGAAGACAAUUUUACUCAAUGCACUACUGGAUUGAUACCAUAUUGGCUUUGUGUACAUUUCUAUGGUUCUUUCAAUGUUGGUGUUACUUGUGAUGCACAACCUGAAUGCAAUAACACUGACAUUCGCCUUGUUGGUGGGUCUAAUGAUAAUGAAGGAAGAGUUGAAGUGUGUAGUAAUGGAACAUGGGGUACUAUUUGUGGCAGUAGUUGGGACAAUGAUGAUGCUAUUGUUGUAUGUAGGCAACUGGGUCUAGAAUCAACUGGCAUACAUAAGAUUGGAUACUUUGGCUCUGGAUCAAGCAGUAUUGUAAUGGCUAAUGUACAAUGUAAUGGGACUGAAGACCUAUUAGUUAAUUUGUACUGGAAAUGA
Messenger RNA from Amphimedon queenslandica, 2196 nucleotides. Its product is annotated as deleted in malignant brain tumors 1 protein-like. NCBI's taxonomy places the organism in Eukaryota, Metazoa, Porifera, Demospongiae, Haplosclerida, Niphatidae. The record is from RefSeq and is a predicted model, not a curated record. The transcript is spliced from 12 exons. The coding region runs from base 490 to 2196 and encodes 568 amino acids. Gene Ontology annotation, cellular component: membrane.